AUGCCCCUCAAAAUUCAACAAUCUACCCAGAGCAACGCAUGGUCCGUUGGAAUGUCGGUACCAGAUAGCUCAUACUAUAACAAGGGCACUGCAUUCCCAGAUGAUGAAAGACAGACAUUCAAGCUCCAUGGCCUGCUGCCGUCCAAUGUCCAAACGCUGGACGAACGCGGUAGAGAGAGCUCAAGAACCUUCAGACCGCCGGAGGGCUGUUUUCUGAAUAUCCGCGACCAGGAUCGGAUUGACGAGUGUCUUGCCAACCUUGCCAACUUCGGGGCCAGUGGGGAGGAGAUAGAUUGCAUCGUCAUCACCGACGGCGAAAGAGGCCUCAUGAUUCUAGGAAUAGGCGAUCAAGGCGAUCAAGGCGAACAGCGGGAUCUUGAUUUCCCUGGCCAAGCUGGUCCUCACGGCGCUAUGGGCACGCGGCAGCUGCCUGUCGUGCUUGACUGUGGAAUAAGUGUAAAAAACGCGCUCUCAGGCAGGAAUACGAUGAACUUUGUGGAUAAAUUCGUCAAAGCCGCGCGGAAGAGUGAAGAUUUCCCGCUCCCAAAUGCCCAACGGACAGGCGACGAUAUUCAGGGGACUGGAUGCGUGACGCUGGCUGCUCUCCUCGCCGCGCUGCAGGUUAGCAAAGUCAAAUUGACUGAUGAUGUCCCGGUCGUUUGUUUCGGUGCCGGGCCAGCAGUGAGAAGGGAUGAUGGGAUAAGGGGAUGGGGCGGUCUGGGGACUCUCAAAAGUGUUAGGAAGGUAAGGUAG
Molecule: messenger RNA, 753 nt
Organism: Blastomyces gilchristii SLH14081
Lineage: Eukaryota; Fungi; Ascomycota; Eurotiomycetes; Onygenales; Ajellomycetaceae
Product: malate dehydrogenase
Exons: 9
Coding region: 1-753 (250 amino acids)
Biological process (GO): pyruvate metabolic process; malate metabolic process
Cellular component (GO): mitochondrion
Molecular function (GO): NAD binding; malate dehydrogenase (decarboxylating) (NAD+) activity
Source: RefSeq, a predicted model, not a curated record